GUAUCUGUCUCUCCGCAUGGAUGGUCGAGUUCGUGGGAGCGGUGUUGGCUAUCCUCCAUGGAGUGCUCUUGUUGCUCAACUACCUCCGGUUAAGGGGCUCUGGUCGGGAAUUCUCGACGGGAUGGACGGAAGAGUAUUGUAAAAAUAUGCACCUACAUUGCAAGUGAACUCUUAUUUAUGCUUCUUAUAAAUUGAACCGAGCAGGGUAGAGUCGAGCAUGUCAUAAUUUGGGCUUGAUUUGCUUGAAAAUUUGUAUAUGGAUAUAACAAAAUCGGAGGAUUUACGCACAUACCACUC
This is a messenger RNA of Phalaenopsis equestris, 297 nucleotides long. Its product is annotated as protein LOW PSII ACCUMULATION 1, chloroplastic-like. The record is from RefSeq and is a predicted model, not a curated record. NCBI's taxonomy places the organism in Eukaryota, Viridiplantae, Streptophyta, Magnoliopsida, Asparagales, Orchidaceae.